AUACUUUUUUACCUACCUACUUUUUUUCAUGGAAAUGUAAUAUUGCAAAACUUUAUUAAUUUCUCUGGUCACAAGCGUACAAAGUGCAUAAUCCACAUGUAUUUUUACUUAUUAUAAGAAUGUAUCAGUGGUAGUGAUUACUGUGUUGUAAAUUAAAAUUUUCAAGUAGUGCUUGUGUUUUUACAAGUUGUAAGCAGGUAAAACUUCACAAUGAGUGCUGCCGGCGACGAAUUUAUUAAUUUAAAAAACAAAAAGGGGUCUUUCUUGAACACGCCGCGGGCUUACUCGGGCUUACCUACAGACGAAUACAAUGAGAAAGGCGACGAAAAGCCCUGGCAACGGGUGUUGUACGAAAUCACAAGAAAGGGAAUUCAUUUGUAUGAACCCGUGAAAUCAGUACCCAGUAUUCUAAUAAUCGUACUAUUAGGACUGUACCUGCUGCUCGGUUUCCUGACGCAACUCAUUGAGGAUGACAUGCCAAGGGUGGUGCAAGAAGUCAGCAUCGGCAGAGAUGAUUGGCAGACGUUCAGCGAAGAAUCAGCGCAGCGUUACCUGACCCAAAUCCUCGGAGGCCAGCCGCGCGUGGCCGGGACCGAGUUCCACCUGCAGAAGACCAGGGAUCUCUUGGAUCUGCUGAAUGGUGUGGCGGCGCAGGCGCGACUGACUGUGAAGACUGACUGGCAGUUGGUCACUGGCGACUACUUCCUAAACUUCAGCGUGCCUUUCGUGAACUACUACCAAAACGUGUCCAACAUCGUCGCGCUACUCGAAGGCGAAACCGGGUUCCACAGCAACGGCACCCUGGGCCCGGCCCUGCUGCUCAACUGCCACUACGACUCGGUGCCUUUUGCUCAAGGGGCGUCAGACAACGGUGUGUUUUGCGCGGUAAUGGUGGAAGUGCUAAGCAGACUGUCCCGGAGAUCCACGAAGUUCAAACACAAUAUUUUGUUCUUAUUCAAUGGAGCUGAAGAAAACCCGUUGCAGGGCAGUCAUGCGUUCUUACACCACCCGUGGUCGAAGGCAGUGACGGCCGUGGUCAACCUGGACGCGGCUGGAAUGAAUGGGAAGCCCUCGGUCUUUCAGGUGACGGACCCGCGUAUCCUUCGGGCCUACGAGCGAGGAACACCGCGUCCGUCUGCUCAAGCGGUAGGCGAGUUCUUAUUUACAUCGGGAAUCAUCCCGUCCGACACCGACUUCCGGAUAUGGCGGGACUUUGGGGACAUACAGGGCAUAGACAUAGCGUUCUCGAAGGGGGGCCACGUGUACCACACGCGCAACGACCGGCCCGAGCUCAUCCUGCCUGGAGUCAUACAGAAUGCAGGGAAUAUGUUACUGCAUUUAGUGGCUGAGGCAGCUGAUAUGGACUUGCAGGACAAGGCUGUAGCCACCCAAAUGGUGUACUUCGACUUCUACAACCUGUUCAUGGUGUCGAUAUCGCGGGUGGCCUCACACAUUCUGGACGCUUUCGUGGCGUUAUUGGCUUUGCUCUCGGUGGCUUACUACAUAUGGCUCGUCGGAUGCCGGUGGUCCACGGUCCAAGAAUUAUUAUGGGCGGCUGCAGGACGUACAUGCUGCCUCGUGGGAGGCGUGGUCAUAGUGGCUGUGCUCGUCCCUAUCAUGGUAGCCACCACGGUGCAGAUGAGGUAAUACCUACUAAUAUUUAAUGUGAAAGUUUGCGAGAGUGGAUGGAUGUUUCGACCUCUGCAUAAACUCCCAUGAGUGCUCAGAGCGGGUGCCUCCGCGAGAGCUCUUUGGCGCGCUGUCUUCGGCGAAGUAUUGCGCGCGCAUUUAAAAGAUAUUUUUUCCUUUCAGAGCGGCCUAAACCGGUCCAUCCGUGCGCUCCAAGCGAUGGCGGCCACACGUUUCAUCCUCGCGAUAAUCCUCAUUAUCAUGGCGUGCAUACCAGCUGCCACGAGCGUGCGCUACGUGAUAUCCGUGCCUCUGUUCAUGACCACAAUGGCUUCAUUCGUGUCUAUGACGUGCGUCAGAUACGUGCGGCUACAAGGCUGGCAACACCUCCUCCUGGAAUUCGUGCUGUCCGUCCCAGCGGUGAUGUUCAUGUUCGUGCUCAGCCUCCGAUUGGAUUCGACCCUAUUACCCAUCAUGGGCCGCUCGGCCGGGAACAGCCCGGAUUACACCGUCGCCGUGGUCAAUGUGGGCAUGGCGGUCAUCACGUGCGUUACUGUUUCCGGAGUGGAACUCCUGUUCUCCCGCAAGCGUGUCUGGAUGCCGCUGACCGCAGUGCUGUUAGCAUCAAUUGUCUGCAUGUUCCUGCCACUAAGCCCCUACCACGAAAACGGAGUCGCCGUGCAGAGGCACUACUGGCUGCACUCAGAACUCGUCACAUACGACGAGCAGAAGCAAGCGACGUCUCGCACAUCGGGCGUGUUCGUGACCAAAAUGGAUCCCUACACCACACAGCGGGUGUUGCCUGCCUUCUCAUCAGCUGGCAUACAGCUCAACAGCCGGACUAACUUCGAAGCGGACUGCCAGAGUAGAUUGUACUGUGGGCUGCCGCUGUAUAGGGUCGCUAUGGGACAGGCUAUCUCGCAAGGCCUGUUCAUGUAUACGGGCGCGCCCGCAGCGUUUUCGCCCGCGCCCGACGCGGCUCUCGCCAACAAGACGUGCGCCGGGGAACUGUGCACGUAUAACUUUGUGCUCACAGUGGCACCCCAUAACGUGAUAAUCCUGUGGCCUCGCGCGAACAUAUCUAUAUCGAGCUGGUCGUUUUCGUCUCCCGUGGAGCCCGCCUUCAUACAAGAUGGCCGCCCUGUAUACAUAGUUAUGCACUCGGUGGCGACGUAUAGCCAGACGUUCGCGAUGUUCGAAUUUACUCUGGUAUUGAAUGUGCCCACAUCCCUUCAGUCAGGCCCAGCGCUGGACUUCUGCGACCAAGCCCACCUCAUCCAACACCCUCAGGCCUUCACGGCCGAAUACAGGCGUCUAUUGGAAGCGGCCCCCAAGUAUUUCAACGUGGCCAGUGUGCUCACUAUUAGAAGCGAUUACGUAUUUUAAAUUGGACCAUAUUUGACUAUACAGGGUGUUUGGUAAAUGGGUAUAUGAGCCGACACUAGCCCAUGCUAACAUGGGCAU
Messenger RNA from Ostrinia furnacalis (Asian corn borer), 3093 nucleotides. RefSeq names its product endoplasmic reticulum metallopeptidase 1. The record is from RefSeq and is a predicted model, not a curated record. Gene Ontology annotation, molecular function: metalloexopeptidase activity. Lineage: Eukaryota; Metazoa; Arthropoda; Insecta; Lepidoptera; Crambidae. The transcript is spliced from 21 exons. Gene Ontology annotation, biological process: proteolysis.